Messenger RNA from Prorocentrum cordatum, 291 nucleotides. The record is from the annotation of a GenBank genome assembly. Lineage: Eukaryota; Dinophyceae; Prorocentrales; Prorocentraceae.
GACAUGCGGGUGUUCAACAUGGACCGGCACAGCGGGAACCUGCUGCUGCUGAAGGACGCGUCGCCCCACCUGCUGGGGCCCAGCUCCGGGGCGGCCGGGGCCUCUCCAGCGAGAGCGGGCGAGGCUCGGCGCUCCUAUGGUCCUCGCAGCCCGCUCCUCGGGGCACCCGCGUCCUCCAGAGGCCCCGCCCGGCGGCCGGCUUCUCUGAGCCUGGGCCUCCCUGGGGGCCCAGUUCGGGCCCCGCCCACGGCCGCAGGCCCGUGCCGAGCACGUUGGCCAGGAGGGGAGGAC